Messenger RNA from Trypanosoma theileri, 2694 nucleotides. Its product is annotated as WDdomain 60. The transcript has a single exon. Gene Ontology annotation, biological process: intraciliary transport. Gene Ontology annotation, molecular function: dynein heavy chain binding; dynein light chain binding. NCBI's taxonomy places the organism in Eukaryota, Euglenozoa, Kinetoplastea, Trypanosomatida, Trypanosomatidae. Gene Ontology annotation, cellular component: cytoplasmic dynein complex. The record is from RefSeq and is a predicted model, not a curated record. The coding region runs from base 1 to 2694 and encodes 897 amino acids.
AUGGGUGACAAUAUUGUAGCAAAGUCAAAGAAGGAAGAGACCGAGGAGGAACGUCGAGUUCGCAAGGAACGAGAGCGUGCAGAACGAAAAGCCAGAGAGCAAGCGGAGGCAAAGAAAGUUGUAACUGAUGAUCCUGAAAAAAAAGAAAGGAGACACAAGAGGGAUGAGACCGAGGAGGAACGUCGAGUUCGCAAGGAACGAGAGCGUGCAGAACGAAAAGCGAGAGAACAAGCGGAGGCAGAGAAAGUUGUAACUGAUGAUCCUGAAAAAAAAGAAAGGAGACACAAGAGGGAUGAGACGGAAGAGGAACGUCGAGUUCGAAAGGAACGAGAGCGUGCAGAACGAAAAGCGAGAGAACAAGUGGAGGCAGAGAAAGUUGUAACUGAUGAUCCUGAAAAAAAAGAAAGGAGACACAAGAGGGAUGAGACUGAGGAGGAACGUCGAGUUCGAAAGGAACGAGAGCGUGCAGAACGAAAGGCGAGAGAGGAGGAUGUUGCUGGAAGGGAACAACCACCACCACCACAACAACAACAACAACUACUACAACAACAGGAGCAGCAGCUCCCCAACGAUAGUGAUAGUAACAUCAACAAUGCCAGCAACAGUCAGUACAAGACGCAUGGCGAACGUGGGUCCUCUGACGGCUACGAGGGUGUUGAGGAGGAGGAGUCAGCGGUGGUGUCUGGCGGACGGCGGGAGGAUCUCGCGGCGGCGAUGGACGCGGAGAACAACGCGAUCCGGCGGGCCGCCGAUGGGGCGCGGGAGGCGGCUCGCCGCGAGGAGAGCCGCCGGGCGGAAGCGGAGAGUGAACGGCUGGCGGCGGAGCGGCGGGAGCGACGGCGGCGGGAAAGGGAAGAGCGGCGGCGCGGUAAAGAGAACGGAGUCGCGGAAGCAGUCAGUGCGGUGGCAGGAACAAGUUCGCUUGGCGUCGCUGAUUUGCAGCGUCAGGGGUAUCGUAGUCAGUUUGAGAAGGACAUGCAGCGAGCUACCGCACUACGGCGAUUGGUGGAUAUGGAUGAUAACGCCGCCGUUCUAGUGGAUAUCCCACCACAAUCGCAGUAUGACUUGUACAUUCGGAGUUUUGGAAAGAUGGGCCGCAAACAGGCUGGUGUGCAGAUCCCACCCGAGGAGGAUCGUAACGAUGCAGAAGUGCAGGUAGAGCGGGUACGGGUGCGGCAUCGUGGGGCUCAAGUGCCUCGUGACCUGGGAUUAUAUCCUGAACAAUAUAUAGAUCGUUCUACUUAUUUUACAAAGGAUGUGGAUCAUCUUGCUGUGGGAGAUGCUGUAGAUGAAAAAGAUAUUAAUACUAAUGAAGGUGCAUUAACAGAUACAACUGGAGCACAAAUUGUUGAUACUACCUUAUUAUUGAAUUUUUUGGGCCGUGUUUUUCCUGUGAUGCGGGCAGUUUUGGAUGAAAAUGAGGAGGAUAGAGCUGGACCAGAUGCUACAAAAUCAAAAAGUGAAACACAGUUUUCAACAUCUUAUACAACCCUUUGCUUCCCUGGUACUCGAAAUAGACCAGUCGUAAAGGUUGCCUUUAAUCCCUGUACACCAAUGUAUGUAGCUGUAUUAUAUGGACAAAAGAUGGAGGAAGGUCCAUCAAAGAGCCUAGAUUUUUAUUUAUCAGUUAUUUUAUUAUGGAAUAUAUUUGAUUCUUCAACACCAGAAAAAAUACUUGUAAGUCCAUCUCUUAUUACCUGCAUUUGUAUGAGUCCAAGACGGCCGUAUUUAGUGUAUGGAGGGGCUGAAGAUGGAUCAAUUUGUCUAUGGGAUUUACGUGAACCGGAGAGAAAUCAUACUGCAGCAGGACAUUAUGAACGUAAUGCAUUUCGACUUCCUUCAUUUGCUACUUCAUGGCUCUCUGGUAAUCAUACUACUUCUAUAGUUACUGUGGCAGUCUCUGGAUACAAUGCUGUAGUGGGUCUUCGCAAAGAUGAGACUGAACAGUUGGUUUCUCUUGAUGCUUCAGGUAAGAUACAUUUUUGGUUUUUGAAUGAAAAAGAUCAAUCAAAAGGUAUAAUUAGUGAUACCGAAAAUGGUUUACACAUGUUUUCAACAGUACGUUUGUUUUUAGCAACAUCUAAAAAUGAGGAUCAUACCUCUUGCAUGUCAGUAAUGCAAGACGCAUUUUCUCUUGAUUUUGUUCCUACCGAUACCUCUCACUACGUGGUUGCAUGUGCUGAGGGAGUUCGUCACAUUAGUCGAUUUGGUAGUGUAGCAGCACCUUCUCUCUAUGCCCCGUCUUCGCAUUUUUUUGGUCGUCAGAUCGCUGUCCCUUCUUGUGUACGAUACAGUACUGUUGAUAGUCGGAUUCUCUUAGUAGGCUAUGAUGAUGGUAGCUUACGUCUCUAUUUGCAAACAGAUGGUAGCCCACAGCUCUCUAUCCCAUUAGGUAUUCAUCGCAUCACAGAGAUUCGCUGUAGUGGGACAGACAAAUGGCUUUUAUGGGCUCUUGAUGCUAGUGGUACAUUGUAUUUGAUUGAUUUGGCGAAAAAAGACAAGGAAUUUCCAGUUUUUUCACAAACACUUUCUCAGCCAGAAACAGGUGUAUGUACGUGUUUUGACAUACCACCUGAAGGAAAAGCUGAGAGUCGUCUGAUUGUGCUCGGGUUUGAGAAGGGUAUAGUUCAGUUACACACUCUUAGUGAACGUACACAUCCACCGAGUUCUGACAGGGAUGAGCAUUGGUUGUAA